AUGACAUGCCAACUCCACCCCCUCGAGAUUAAUCCUAAGACUGGGGAACCAUUCCUCCGGCUUCCAGCACCACACCAGAGCAUCAUUCUCACCCCACCUCGACAGGGUAGAUCAGAACACGCGGACUUUUGGAUCCAGUUUGUAAAAGAGGAAUCAGAUGCUACUUUGGAAUAUCUACGGAAGAGCGCUGGUGAUUUCCCUAAUGGUCCGCUUCAAUUCGUGGGUGCAAGCCCUGUGCGGCAUAUUAGGGAAGUCAAAGAGGAUGGGACGGACGUUCUUAUAGGAGAUGUGAAUUUCAGAAGAAGUCCAUUCGAGGAGGUAUUAGAUGAAGUAGAACGGAAGCGACUGCAGGAAGAUAAUGCAAAGAAGCAAGCGGGGGACCCGACGAUCCAGUAUGCUAUUGGAGACUGGCUUGCUGCGAGCCACCACGGAAGGGGCAUCAUGACUGCAGCAAUUGGUCUCUUGAUGACCGCGUGGGGGAUCCCUAGGAUGGGAGUUCGCCAUGUUGUAGCGUACACUUUUGCUGGGAAUAUUGGUAGCAACCGAGUUUUUGAGAAGAACGGCUUCGCGAACAGAGGGCUGUUCGACAACGGGAAAACGGUCAGAGGAGAGAAGAAGGUGAUGACCCUUCUUGAGUGGAAACUGGACGAGAACAAGAUAUGAUUUAGUGAUCACGUGCAAUUAAACCCUAUCUUACUAUGCGUCUGACUCCAACACC
This is a messenger RNA of Suillus subaureus, 718 nucleotides long. RefSeq lists its product as uncharacterized. Lineage: Eukaryota; Fungi; Basidiomycota; Agaricomycetes; Boletales; Suillaceae. Gene Ontology annotation, molecular function: acyltransferase activity, transferring groups other than amino-acyl groups. Bases 1 to 663 code for a protein of 220 amino acids. The transcript has 3 exons. The record is from RefSeq and is a predicted model, not a curated record.